Messenger RNA from Podarcis lilfordi (Lilford's wall lizard), 29356 nucleotides. The record is from the annotation of a GenBank genome assembly. Lineage: Eukaryota; Metazoa; Chordata; Lepidosauria; Squamata; Lacertidae.
AUGGCCGCAGACGAAGGAGGCGGAGAACAGGAUAACAACAUGGGGAACCACUUGCAGCUCAUUCCCGGUAAUGGUCGCUCCCGGCGCGCGGCGCGGGCCGGCCCUUCAAGGGUGGGCGGCGGGGGAGGCAGAAGGGCGUGCGAAGUCUCCCGAGGUAUUUGGGUGGGGGGCGGCGGCGCCUAGUGCGUGGCAAAAAGAAAUGGGGCGCUGCUGGGGGUGGGGGCAAUAAGACUCGGGCAAGGUAAAAGCCACUGGCUCCGAAGAGCUUCCUGGAGGAGGAGUGGGGUGGGGUGAGGGGGCCGGGGGGUUGUGACAGUUGGGGUGUGUUUAAAGAGGUUUGUGGGGAAGAGAGGAAGGAAAUAGGGGAGUGGGUGUAUCGGAAGCAAAGGAAUUGGGAAGGGGAGACUCUUAAGGAAACCGCAGCGCUAGGGCUUUUAGGAACUGGAGUUGCUUUGGGAGAAGGCAAGGCAUGGGUGAGAGCUGGCAGUUUCAGGAAUUGGGGGAGGGAAAAUGUGUGUAGUGUACUGGGUGUGGGGUGGGGAAGAGGUGGUGCCGAGGCCCAGAUAAUAUGGGUUACUGGAGCCCUUGGCGUAGGCAGUGGGUGUGGGGACAGGGACUGGGAUGGGUGGCCUUAAGUUGGAAAAGUGGGGUGUGUCUGGAGUAAGGGAGGAGAGGAGCUGACACAUUCCAAAGGCAAGGAAGGGUGAGACUGCGUUGGGAGGAAUUAGCAUCCCGCUGCCAUCUGUCUGCAUAAAGCUGGAGGAGCAUCUGGAACCACUCCUGCCUGCUCCUUAAGCAACACAGCAAACAGGUGGACAUAUGUGUGGGUUUUUUAUCGCAGGAGGAUGCAAGGACUUUUCCAGUUAGGUUUCUGCCUCUCUCCGGUGCCACUAAAGGCAUAGGAGUUGUGCCAGGGAACCGAGGCUGCAAUCCUUGGUUCCAAAGAUGAGUGCGAAGAUGGAGAUGGUGACCUGAAGGAACAGAAAGGGAAAAGUGCAAGUGUGGGCACUGGGAUGUUGUUGUGGACAGAAAAGGAAGGGUAGGGAAUUGUGGUCUUGAGAGAGUAUUGGAGCCUGGAACUUGAGGCAGGACAGAGAACUGAAGUGUUAAGGGAGGGUAGGGGAAAUCUUCCAGGGUCACAGAUUAAGAAGAGUCUGGAGUAAUAGUGAGGUAUCAUAUUUUGGCGAGGAAACAAUAAAGGCAGGAAGAUGGAUGGGUAUUUGUGACAUUGGGUGGUGAGGGAUCUGGCGUUUGGAAUGGAGUCAGGCGGGAAAUAUUGUAUGACUGGGGCAGAAAGAGAAUAAGCAACAUGGUACUGGAAAGCUGGUGGAGGUGAGAACCAAGAACAAGAAUAAGAAUCAAAAGUAGCAGACUGAGACAUAGGCCAUUAGGAUUUAAGGAACUGGAACAAGGGGGGAAAUGUGUAAGGCUUGUGGUAAGUAUUCACAAAUCUGCUGCUACUAUAUAAACAUUGUGCUGUAUAGUAGUAACAGUUCAGACUUGUAAAGUAGGAGUAUUAAAAUUUGCUUUUCUUUGUCAAACAGUAGUCAGCCAAAUGCCCCCAAGUGAUUGUGAUAUCUGUCCCCUGUGUGUCAUCAGGGGUAUAAGGCUAAGAAGUAAACCUUACACAAAAUCCAGAGUGGAGUCCCUAAGAUAGUUGGAUGGCACCUUGUAUGCCUACUUUUGGCAACUCAUGCAGCCAAGCUGGUGCCAGACAUACUGUUCUGCUUUCCCCCAUCAAUGAGGCUGAGUAGGGGGUCUUGUCAUUUGGGUAGCCCAGGACCUCCACACACACUUCCCAGGCUUGUGCUCCAGGGAGGUCACUUCUGUGCUAUCACAACGAUUUGACUUCACACUUGGAGGCGCACUCCAUUUUCUCCCGAAACAGAUGGAUGCCAUUGAUGUAUCUCCAGCAGGUCACUCACUCUGAAUUGUGAGAUGUUGUUUUAAGCUGUCAUAACUAAUCUCUGUGAUGUUGUCUGUCAAUGGGGAAUGGGGGGAAAGAUUGAUGAUAUGUGCUAAGGAAUGGUUCACAAUAGUUUUUAAAAUUACUAUUUAUCAUUUACAAAGCACCCAAAAUGUUCUAGGUACUAUACAGUGGUACCUCGGGUUACAAACAUUUUGGGUUACAAACUUCACUAACCUAGAAGUAGUACCUCGAGUUGAGGACUUUGCCCCAGGAUGAGAAUGGAGGCCCUAUUAGCGAAAGCGUGCCUCAGGUUAAGAACGGUUUCGGGUUAAGAACGGACCUCCAGAAUGAAUUAAGUUCGUAACCUGAGGUACCACUGUACAGAGAUUUAAGAACAAGAGUCCUGGCCUGCGGACUUUCACUUUAAUAGAUUCAGUAAAAAAGGAAUAGGGAGGGAAAGAGAAACAAGAAAAUGAAUACUGUAUGCUGUUUCUUGAAGUUAAGUUACAUAAUUGUUCUUCUAGUGACCAGCUGAAAUGGCUGCUGAGGAGAUUGUUCUGUGAUGAAAGAGAAAGUGUCAUAUGAGCAAAAGAGGUGCCAUAAAUUUGGCUGUGAUGAAUACAGGGUUUUCUGUAGUCAAUAUAAAUUUUGAUUCUGUUAAAAAACAAAACCACAAACAACUAAAAGCCCAAAUUGUUUAAAAUAUGUCUGUAGCAGGCCAUAUAUAUUUUAUCCGAAUAGCUUUCAGUUGGAUGUGCUGUAGUGGUAAGAGAAGGUAGCUUAGGGAAACAAUUACUGGUUUACUUUGAUAAGAGAAGACUCAAAGGGCUAUCUACAUUAGAUCUGUGUUCCAUUUACUAAUCCUUUAAUAUUAUAUGUGCACAAUUUUGUGGUCAUAAGACUGGUGGUUCUGUCACCCAAAGCAAUUCAGUUCAGGCAGCCUCUGUUAGGAGGGCAGAGCUGAAUUUCUGCGUGUUUCAAACUGAAAAAUAAGAAAAGGGGAAAAAUUCUGGCCACUUCUAAUUGGAAAAAAAUAGACCAUUAUCUCUUUUCUUUUUGUGGAGAUUAGUAGAAAACUACUCUUUGACACUCACACUAUGUCAUCUGCAACAGUGAUGGGGCUAGCUACUGACCAUAGGCUAUUUGCUGUUUUGCAGGGCCUACCAGCUUUCAGCUGAACACUGUACCCCAUUUACCCCAUUUGUACAAUGUCAUACCAUGUAGAGGGGUGACAGCUGGGUCUUUUUGAUGAUGCCUCAAUUAUAAGUAUCUGCUCACCUCAGACUUUAUAUUUUUCAUUUUUGUUUAAGGGGUUUUUACUUCACCACACAUUAUUGAUCGUUAGCAGUAAAGUAAGCAUUUCCAUUUUUUUAAAAAAAUCAAGACAGGCCUAACUGCCUUCUGCUAAGUUUUUUGGCAUGCAUAAUUAGUUAUGAGGUGUCAAGCACAGUCAGAUUCAAUACAUAGUUCACAAUAAAAUUAUUUUCUUCAUUGGGUUUAGGUUAGAAAUCAAAAAGAUUCCUUGCUUAUUAAGAACAGAAUGAUUCCUUACUACGUGUUAAAAACAAGUUAGCAAUAGUAGUAUAUUAUUCUAUUGAAUGAGUCGCAUUUCCUGAAAAGCUUUCACUUGGAAUAUACUUCAGAGAGGAAAUGAACAAGGUGAGCAGCUGGGUAUAUUGGAAUGGUUGCAAGAAAGUAAAGGUGGAAAGGAAAUGAAGGGAGAAAACAGCAUACUUUGCUUAGUCGUGUGCAAUAGGCUGGUUGCAUGGAUACUGUGGUAGGUGUUAUCCUUAAAGAAUGAAACUGAAAGGAAAGAUUGUGACUAAACCUGUUUUUCCAGCUGUUUUCUUGUAAUAUGUUGGCUGCAAGUUAAUAUGUAGAAUUAAUAUUAAUAAGACUUCUUAGUAUUAGUCUAGUGUUCAGGGAGGAAUGCUCAGUUUACAUACUAUUUGCAUAUGGAAAAAUUGGUUGCUUUUGCAUAAGACUGUGGCAAAGAGUAAAGUCAACUUGGCUUUCUGUUCAGUAUGUAAUUUGACUUUAUUCUUUGAACCAUUUGUAUUGAGCAAUUAGACUAUUUUUGGCUACUGGCACCCUUGGCAUUGUGAACUUUGCUUUACUCCUGCUCUCUGCUUAUAGUGCAACUUAAUUUAGAAGUUGGGUAACCAUCUCUAUAGAUUUUGUUGCACUAUCAUCAGAGAGCAGGAAGAAAGCAAACUUCACCAUGCCAUGGAUGCCAGUAGCCAAACAAAGUUUAAUAGAUAACAUGGGAGAUUCAGCCUUAGAGCAGAUGAUUUAAUUAGAGCAGUAGUACCAGCGUUUUGGGAUCUGAGCCCGGCCUUGGCUGGGGAAGGCGGGGUAUAAAUAAAAAAUAUUAUUAUUAUCUACUAUCUGUGACUUGGGAUCCACUUUUAAGCCCAACCAGAUGCAAGAGGUUGUUUAGCUGUUUUUCAAUACAGUACAUUUCUGUUCUUGCCUAAAAUACACACAAGAGUUUUGACAGUUUUGCUGGUUCUACCUGAGGUUGGUACAGUGGUGCCCCGCAAGACGAACGCCUCGCAAGACGAAAAACCCGCUAGACGAAAGGGUUUUCCGUUUUGGAGGCGCUUCAUAAGCAAUUUCCCUAUGGGCUUGCUUCGCAAGACGAAAGCCCAUAGGGAAAUCUCCGGUCCGCUGAAGCCUGGGCGCGCUGAUCUCAGCGCGCGCAGGCUUCGGCAUGCCGGCAACUCUCCGCGAGCAGCGGCAGCGCUGCCGCUGCUCGCGGAGAGGUCCGCGAAGCCUGGGCGCGCUGAUCUCAGCGCGCCCAGGCUUCGGCAUGCCGGCAACUCUCCGCGAGCAGCGGCAGCGCUGCCGCUGCUCGCGGAGAGGUCCGCGAAGCCUGGGCGCGCUGAUCUCAGCGCGCCCAGGCUCCGGCAUGCCGGCAACUCUCCGCGAGCAGCGGCAGCGCUGCCGCUGCUCGCGGAGAGGUCCGCGAAGCCUGGGCGCGCUGAUCUCAGCGCGCGCAGGCUCCGGCAUGCCGGCAGCUCUCCGCGAGCAGCGGCAGCGCUGCCGCUGCUCGCGGAGAGGUCCGCGAAGCCUGGGCGCGCUGAUCUCCGCGCGCGCAGGCUGCGGCAGGCCGGCACCUCGCCGCGAGCCGCGGCAGCGCUGCCGCUGCUCGCGGAGAGGUCCGCGACGCCUGGGCGCGCUGAUCUCAGCGCGCCCAGGCUUCGGCAUGCCGGCAACUCUCCGCGAGCAGCGGCAGCGCUGCCGCUGCUCGCGGAGAGGUCCGCGAAGCCUGGGCGCGCUGAUCUCAGCGCGCCCAGGCUUCGGCAUGCCGGCAACUCUCCGCGAGCAGCGGCAGCGCUGCCGCUGCUCGCGGAGAGGUCCGCGAAGCCUGGGCGCGCUGAUCUCAGCGCGCGCAGGCUCCGGCAUGCCGGCAACUCUCCGCGAGCAGCGGCAGCGCUGCCGCUGCUCGCGGAGAGGUCCGCGAAGCCUGGGCGCGCUGAUCUCAGCGCGCGCAGGCUCGGCAUGCCGGCAGCUCUCCGCGAGCAGCGGCAGCGCUGCCGCUGCUCGCGGAGAGGUCCGCGAAGCCUGGGCGCGCUGAUCUAAGCGCGCGCCGGCUUCGGCAUGCCGGCAACUCUCCGCGAGCCGCGGCAGCGCGGCCGCUGCUUGCGGAGAGGUCCGCGAAGCCUUGGCUGGACAGCUUUUGAAGGCAGGCAGGGGGGACAAAGACUUUUGCCCCCCGCCAGCCUUCAGAAGAGGUCCUGGACCUCUUCUGAAGGCUGGCGGGGGCAAAGUCUUUGUCCCCCUGCCUGCCUUCGCAGGGGCUUUUAAAUUGCCCCGGACAGCGGAGAAGUCCUCCGCUGUCCCGGGGCAAUUUUAAAAUGCCGCCCGCCAGCAUUUUAAGAUCGCCCCGGACAGCGGAGAAGCUCUCCGCUGUCCCGGGGUUUUUUAAAAUGCUGGGGGUGGGAAGAAAAGCCCUUGUCCCCCCCCCCCAGCCUUCAGAAGAGGUCGGGGGACAGACUGUCCCGGACCUGGUCUGAAGUCGGUUUCCCUAGGAACGCAUUAAUUGAUUUUCAAUGCAUUCCUAUGGGAAACCGUGCAUCGCAAGACGAAAAACUCGCAAGAAGAAAAAACUUGCGGACCGAAUUAAUUUCGUCUUGCGAGGCACCACUGUACAUAACCCACUGCUAUGAAUCUUCAGGACCUUUCUCCAACCAUUCAGUAUGCUGUCCUGUGUUGUAGAAAUGUACAAUCAAAGACUGUGACUGUGUCCUUUCUGUAAAACUGUGACUCUCAAAAGUGUCAGACUCAUAAUUACUGUUCCCCAGUUAUCCAAAGGAGAACUUCAGUAUCACAAGACUAUUGACAAAUGAACUUCAUAAUCCAUAUCCUGCAGAAUAUAAAUGUUUCAAAUAUAAAUAAAAUAUGUUGUUUUGCACAACAGCAAACCAUACUGUACUGUGUUACCUGAAACACUAACAAAUUGGUUGUGGCAUAAGCCUCUGUGGUGAACUCUUAUUUUUUGCUGCAACAUUUAACACAGCUAUCCCUCUGGAAAUUAUUUUUGAUGUUUACCUUAAUUUAAUAUAUCUUAAAAUAUGUGUGUAAUUUCACUUCCAUCUUAAGAUGAUAGAAGGCAAGAUGUGUGGUGUCUUCAUCCAUCUGUAUUUUAUCUUGCAUCUGAGAAAGAUAGGCUAAAGUGAUGGGUUUUUUCCAUUGUGCCACUGCAGUAAGAUGAGUCAUCGCUCUUCACAGGCUUUAGGCUCUUUCAGCCAAAAUGCAUCCCAGUUAGGCUGCCACUUCUUUUCGUGUUAAAAUAAGUGAAAAUGAGAAACAGAAGAGUGCUUAACAUGAGGUGGUCUUGAGAAUGAAACACGACCUCAUGCUAAAAGUAAAUGGCAGCACAUUUUAAAGGUUGCAGCCACCAUUUGAUCAAGCUUCAAAGGGAAGCUUUAUAAUGGAAUGUAGAUAAAAUUGCCUUCUGCAAAUAGGCCUUUAAAAAAAUUAUUGAAAAGUAACAUAACCUGAUAAACUAUUUGUGAAAUGUGAAAGUUGGUGAUGAGCUACUCUGUGUUCUAACAGCAUAGAAAAUAUGAGACCAGCAUUUUAAGAUUUCAGAAGCAAUCUUAAGUACAGUGGUACCUCGGGUUACAUACGCUUCAGGUUACACACUCCGCUAACCCAGAAAUAUUGCUUCAGGUUAAGAACUUUACUUCAGGAUGAGAACAGAAAUUGUGCUCUGAAGCAGCAGCAGGAGGCCCCAUUAGCUAAAGUGGUGCUUCAGGUUAAGAACAGUUUCAGGUUAAGUACGGCCCUCCGGAACGAAUUAAGUACUUAACCCAAGGUACCACUGUAUGUGGCUAUAGUUGCUUCUGCAACAGCAGUGCAGGGAAAGAAGUGUCAUUUUGACUGUCUUAAAAUUUCAACACAGUAAAUUUUAAUUUACCUUGUGUGUUGAAUGUGUCAUGGUAUGCCAAUACUGUUCAUAUUGAUAAAAUGGUGUAGGAAUGUCAUGGCAAGGUAGAAUCAUUCAUCAUCCUCGUGGUCUAGAUCAAGGUUAGCUAAUGUGGUGUCCCUUAUACAUUGUUGGACUUCCUGCAUCACCUAUAGUCAGGGAUGAUAGGAGUUUCAAUACAGCAUUAUCCGGACAUUACCAUUUUGACUACCCUUGAUCCUAGGCAUCUCUUGGAGUUUGGGGGCUGAGCUGUGCUCACCAUGGUGACUUGUAGCUUGACCUACAUUCUGGAGAGUAAUGAUUGCUGUUUCAAUGGGGUGAACGGACUUACACUUUAUGACAUAGCUUUCUACAGCUUAGUCAAAAAAUGCCGCCCGUGUUUUAUGAUGCACUCCUACUGCUCCACACUGUGUUUCACUCUCCAUCUGGCCUUGUACUAUUAUGGACUGUAGUUUUUGUGAAAUAAUUUGCCUGUUCACCUAACAGCUGAGCAGCUGUGUAUUUUUAAAUGUAAUUGUGCGGAGGGAUUGUUUCCUUCAGGUUAAUUUGCCAUAACCCAGGGGAGUAGAAUGGAGGUAGCAACAAGAAUCACAACUAAACAAGCCCUUCAAAUUAAAUUCUGGCCAAAGAAGAAAUAUUUUUUUUCCCCAGUUUGUCUUCCCAUCAUCUGAUGUAUGGUUGAUGGGCAGAAAGGGAUGUUGGAAUGCCCUGCCUAAGAAAGUGUGCUUGGCCCCAUAGUUUAGUUUUUGUCUAAGGUUUUCUAAACUGUGCAUGGAAUCGCCAUGAGUAGAGGAGGCUCCCUGCUCCAGAUCUUUACCAUCAGAUUAAUUGAAGGUGGUAAUGAUGACAUAGUGGAGAGGUUUGGCAGCACACCUGUGUCUCCAUGUUUACCUGUUAGUAGAACUAACACCAGAAUUGGGUUAGAGAGCUAGUAUGGAAAGGAAAAAUGUUAAUGCACCCUAGUGAUUUAGAGGCUACAAAUCAGGUGCAAAGAUUAUGGUUUACGUUAUCUAUGGUAUUGAGGGUAUUCUGUUUGCUGUUUGUUUGUUUUUUUUAAAAAAGGGACAUACAAUUACAGGAAACACUGGGAAUGUUUGCUGAAGUGGCAUUAGAAUAUUAAAGAAGCAUGAAAAGAUGCAAAUCAGCAUAGAUUUCUGCUCUACAGUAAUUCAUGAAUGGGUGUGAGUGCCUUGACUACUCAGCUAGAGCUAGCCCAAGACUGCAGAACAAACUAGAUGUGCUUGCUAUAAUGCAGUUUGGCAUUUCAUAGCUACGUUUUGUUUAACAAAUAGGUCAACUGGAUAUUCUGAUUGGACCAUGAUGGAAGCAAAUGAUUAAAUCCUCUCCAAACCACCACCCACAGGCAACAUUCCAAAUCCUGUAUGUCCCUUGUGCCAGCAACAUGUUAAACAAAGAACAGCCGUACAAAACGAAACUGCACAAUAAAAGUCAUGUCUAGUUUGGCCCAGAACAUCUUUCCGUAUCCAUCUUAUUUACCUGAUUUGGCAUUCUGAUUUUUUAUCAGAAUCACAAAAAAGUAACCUGCAUGGUUAGCAUUUUUCUAAUGGAGGUACCGUAAAAACUAAAGUGGUGUGGUUAAUAAAGUACCAUUACAACAGAGUGAUUUUGAAAGUGAGAUAUUGCUGUGAGAAAUGUCUAAUUUGUUUUAGGCGUCCAGUUGCUACCCCUCCCAGUUUGGUGUCACCUGCAAAUUGGAUGAGCAUCCCCUCAAUUCCUUCAUCCAAAUCGUUUAUAAAGACUUUGAACAACAGGCCUAGGAAAGAACCUUGGGGCAUUCCACUUGUCCGUUUUCUCCGGGAUAAUGAGAAACCAUUAGUGAUCACUCUUUGCUAGCUGCAACUCUACCUAACAGUAACCUCAUCCAGCCCACAUUUUACCACCUCCUUCAAAAAUAUCACUGGUGACUUUGUCACAAGCAUUUUGCAUAUUAGCCUUUUGAGUCUGUCAUGCAGAGAUCCAUAUUGUUUUUGUAGAGCUCAGUACAUAGAGCUUCUGUUCUGUUUUGUGGGUUGGAUGCAGACUUUUCUCUCACUGUUUGCUGAAGAAACCAGGAUCCUAUGGGCUUCCUGUGGAUUGAAGAAGCUCAGUGAUCUUCCCCCCACUACCACUUGCCUCACUUCUGCAAAGGGUUGCCCAACCCUCUAGAACAGUUUUUGUGGGCACGGAGUGAAGAGGAACUUAAGGGACCAUGUAUCCCAAUGGCAAAGCAUAUAUUUUAUGUGCACAAGAAAGUAUUGUAGAGUAAUUCCUGGGCAUUUAUUUAACAAAACUUGAAAAGACAUUUAUUUAAGUUGGACACUUGUUUCUAGGUAGUGUAAAUGAUAUUUGGCUAGUCCAUAUAAGGCAACUGCUUAUAUUAUAUUAUAAUUUGUCACAGUACAUUGCAAGUGAUGGACUUUCACCAUCAUUUUUUUCGGGAAUAUUUCCCUGAUAUCAACUAUUUUAGGCAAUUUAAUACUUGUGGUACUUUAUUUUUUUGACAACUUGUCUUCUGUUUUUCAAAAAACUUUCUUGGACUUCUUAGCAGAGAGUGAGGAAGAAGAUGACGUUGACAUGGAAGUUGAAGAUCAAGACAGCAAGGAGACUGAAAAGCCAAACAUCAUUAAUUUUGAUACUAGCCUGCCAACUUCACAUGUGGUAUGUGUGUCAUAUUGUUGCUCUUUCCUCAGCAUCUGUGUUCCAUGUUGGAAAUUUAGAGCCCCAGGGACUAUGUAUAUGCAACCAUCAAAAACCAUCUUCCACUCCCAAAGAGAUUUUACUUUUUCCUGUGACUUCCAAUUUUACCUCAUGGUAGUAGCAAGAAAGUGAACCUAAAUCCAGUCAUGUUCUCCUACUAGAGCGACUUUUUGCCUCAUCCUGUUAUGGAAAAAUAUCUUCUUAUAGGGCUGUGCACUCACUUCCAGUUAGCACUAUAGUCACAUUGCCUAGUAUACAGGGGUUUAGUUCCAAUGGUUGCACGUAGCCAAAAUUACCUUUUCUUUAGCCGGCAAGGAAGAAGGAGCACGGAGUGAAGAGGAACUUAAGGGACCAUAUAUCCCAAUGGCAAAGCAUAUAUUUUAUGUGCACAAGAAAGUAUUGUAGAGUAAUUCCUGGGCAUUUAUUUAACAAAACUUGAAAAGACAUUUAUUUAAGUUGGACACUGCCUCUCCUUACUUCAUAUGCCAGUGAUCACCAGGCAGAAGGGAGGAGGAGGGAGGGAGACAGAGAGACACAAAGGCAGAAGAAAAAGGCUGGAAUGGAUCUGGAACAGAGGUGCAGCCAAGCAUGUACGAUUGAAAUUGCAUAUGUUAAAUAUGUAGAAGAUGAGGCUCAAUUGUACUGCAAGCAUGGGAAACACUAGUGGCUAUUUUUGUUUUUCUUAGGGUUCCGUAGAUCUAGUCCAUUCAUCCUAAAGCUCUGUUGUCUUUAAUUUUUGCGUUUAUAAACUGUGAAUGAUUCCAAGAACCCUCCCACUGAAUUGUGACUUCUAACUGCUUUUUAUUUCUUAUUUUGGAAAGUAUUUAGGAUCUGAUAUGGAAGAGUUUCAUGGAAGGACUGUCCAUGAUGAUGACAGUUGUCAGACUAUUCCAGUCUUACCCCAUCUGAUGGUAAUGUUGAUUCCUGGACAAACACUGCCUCUUCAGCUCUUUAGUCCCCAAGAGGUUAGCAUGGUGCGGAAUUUAAUACAGAAAGACAGAACCUUUGCUGUUCUUGCAUACAGGUAAAUUAGUAAAUAGAUUUGCAGUUAUGUGAAAUUUAUGCCAUAUCUGUAAUGGAGAAUGUUAUGGACUGUUGCAUUGUUGUUUUGUGUUGUUACACUCAUUUCCUGAAAAUCUCGAGCAGCUUGGGGGCUGAGGGGGAAACCGAAGAUUCUUGAUGAAGAGGUAAUUCUGAAACAAGCUUACAGUAGCUUUUCCUGAUAUGUUGGUUUUUCUUCUUCUUAGUAACGUACUUGAAAGAGAAGCACAUUUUGGAACAACAGCAGAAAUUUAUGCCUAUCGAGAAGCACAAGAGUAUGGAAUUGAAACAGUCAAAGUAAAAGCAGUGGGAAGGCAGAGGUUUAAGGUUCUUGAAAUAAGGACUCAAUCAGAUGGGUAAGGAAAUAAGGAAUAUGUGGCAAUGUUGAACAGGGGAGCCUGUUUAUAUCCGGCAAAAUUUAACAAUCUUGCCAGUCUUAAAUUUUCUCAAAAUUCUCUCUUCACAGUUUGAUGUUGCUUAGAGAAAUAGGUGGGAUGUCUAAGUAAUGAGUAAUAAUACCUUUUAUGUGUACAGGUGUAUGGUAUGAAGGCACUUCCUUGCCAUGUAAAUAUGAUUUUGGCGGUGUCAUACUGUUAACUAAUCCAGGGUGUUUGGUGGUGUGCUACAUAAAUGCACACCUUUAAAAUUAUGGAUUAUGUCUUUAUGAAGCAGUGCAUUUAUUCUCUUCAGCGGUUCUGAAAACUAUCGCUACUUUUGUGGCACAACUGAUAUUUAUUACUCCCUUUGUCCCUCAACAUCAGAGACCUAGCAGAGGAUGAACAAUAAUAAAAUAUUUAUGUUGAAUAGAUAAUGACUCCUUUACAGAAAACAGCAUCAUAAAUAGCAAUAAUUAAUGCAGAAAUAACAUUUAAAACUGUCUUUAACUUUUAAAAAACAAACUCCUAAAUAAAAGUUCUUCCAAUUCUAAGAUUAUUAUUUUUUUAAUUAAAUUUCUAUACCGCCAUUCUUACGAAGAUCACAGGGCACUUUACAAUAUAUAUAAACCCAACAGUUUAAAAGGCCAUAGAUUGUUCAAUAAGCCAAAGGCCUGGGAGAAGAGGAAUAUUUUUGCCUGGCCAACUAUGCAGAAGGUUGGGAAAGGGGGGCUGUUUCCUGUCCUUUGCUAGAUGGGGGUUUCUGAGAUUUUUUUUUUAAAGACUUGUUUUCCUGACAGGGGGCGGUGGUGUUGACCUUCCAUAACUUGCCACCCUAAGAACCCUCAGGAACUUUUAAAUUUGGGGGUUUUCAUCUCAAAAAAACAAAAGCCUGGGUUCUCCCCCCCCCCCAAAAAAAAUCCCACUUUUUUCUUAACCUGGAAAAGUUUUAAGCCAUAGCUGGCCACUGUUGGACUACCUUUUGAAAAGGAAGCACUAGGGAAAAUAUAUGAUUAAGGUCUCUGUCUGUUUUGCAGAAAUCUGUGUGUAUAGAAUGAAAAUGAUUUAAAUACGUGUUUCCCUCGUAAUAAAUUCAUAAUCCUUACUUGGAAUGUAGCAAUUUGAACACAAGAUGGCGGCACACAUUAAUGUCAGAAACUAUAUGUGUUAUGGGAAUGUUUUUUAAACAGGGUGGUAUUCAAAGAGUAGACCUGUUAAGUUAAUGGAUGUGACUAACUUAGGUUCAUUAAUUACAGUGGGUCUACUCUGAGUUGGACUUGGUUGACUACAUCUCUAUAAGAUUGUUCUCUUCUGUAGUGGUGGCAUGGUUUUUGUAACCAUUCUACACUGGGAGAGAACAAAGGCAUCUGGAAAAAAGAGGAAUAUUGAGGAAUAAAGUUCUUUGUCUAGACCUGCCUUAUGUUUUACAUGUUUUUCAACUAAAAUUUUCGUUAUGAUUGGAUAUUACCUGUGGAAUGUCAGCUGAGUAACACAUAUCGGGAGGAGACAAGUUUCGCGAUGGCAGCAAGCUUUGCUUAAGACUUGGAACUUGUUUGGUUUUAAUAUCUUUGCCCAUUUUAAAAGAACACACUUAUAUUCAGGAGCACGUCUAUUGACCCUUGGGGUUUGACUAGCACUGGGGAAAAUCCAACCAAAUAAGUAUCCAUUAUAGGCUGCAAAAGUAAAAUGUGGAACUGAGAUUUUUUAAAUCCAUUAAAAUUUAUGGGAGUGCUUCCCCCCCCCAGAUGUCUUAUUGAUGUAGCUAAAGGGGCUGAGUAAAUAGCCAGACAGAUGCAGUUUUCAUACCUGUGUGAAAUCUCUUUAUCAGAAUACAGCAGGCAAAGGUGCAAAUCCUCCCUGAGCGAGUUCUGCCUUCAACUAUGUCAGCAGUGCAGCUGGAGUCCUGCAGCAGAUGCCACAUAUUUCCUUCUUCCAAGCCUGCAGCAUGGCAGGAUCAACAUAUACAUCAAUGGCGGCAGAAAUAUCAAAAGGUCAGAAGCUAAUGGUAUUUUUAUUUUUUACGUUUUUGGUAUGACAUUUCAAAAAUCAAUAUAAAUUCCAUCUGUGUGUCUCUCCUUUUAUAGAAAGACAUGUGAAAUGGGACGGUGCCUGUCAACCCCCUGCUGCCGCAGAUUAUUUGUGUGACUUAUCAGUUCACCACAAUGGGCAGCUGCACAUUUUAUAUUAGACAAGUUAUAAUUGGUUCCAAUUAUCUUUUGGCUACUCAUUUGAAGGAAAGGUCUUUUUUUUGUGUGUGUAAGGGAAGGAAAGUGGAGGGGGAGACUAAUUUGAGAGGCUUAAGUCAAAAUGUGUGUUAAGCUAUAUGCUGUAUGUUUCAUGCCUUAUGGAAAUGGAACAGAUUGUGACACAUUCCAUGUGUCUUCAGAGGAAUAAUGCAGGAUUAGUUCCUGCUUUCUUUCCUAUCUUAUGUACAGUGGUACCUCAGUUUAAGAACAGCCCUGUUUACGAACUAUUUAGUAUAUGAACUCCGCAAAACUGGAAGUAGUGUCUCGGUUUUCGAACUUUACCUUGCACUAAGAAUGGAACCCGAACUGUGGAAGGGCACCGGUGGCAGGAGGCCUCAUUAGGGAAAGUGCACCUCAGUUUAAGAACGGUUUUGGUUUAAGAAUGGACUUCCGGAACGGAUUAAGUUUGUGAACCGAGGUACCACUGUACUAAUAGCAAAUAUAUUCUCGAGGUGUGGAUGCUUAUGUUGCCAAAAUAGGUAAAAAGGUAAAGGACCCCUGGACGGUUAAGUCCAGUCAAAGGCAACUAUGGGGUUGCAGCGCUCAUCUGGCUUUCAGGCCGAGGGAGCCGGUGUUUGUCCAGACAGCUUUCCGACUCAUGUGGCCAGCAUGACGAAACCGCUUCCGGUGCACUAACUGCGCACAAGGAGGAAGUGUUUGCAUGCUUGAGGAAGCCCCAAGGUUUGGUGAAGUACAACAAAUAUUGUGGGACUUGUUACAAGAACAUCCUAGGAGAAUUGUGCGUGCUCAUUUGGGCAGAAAAUGAAAACUGAGGGUGGGUAAAUGAUGUACAGUGGAACCUCAGGUUACGUACUGUCCUCCUUAUGAACACUUUGGGUAACGAGCUCCGCUAACCCAGAAGUAGGUACUCCUGGUUGUGAACUUUGCCCUGGGAUGUGAGUGGAAGUCGUGCACCAGCGGUGUGGCAGCAGCGAGAGGCCCCUUUAGCGAAAGUGUGCCUCAUGUUAAGAACGGUUUUGGGUUAAGAACGGACCUCUGGAGCAAAUUAAGUUUGUAACCGGAGGUACCACUGUAUCCUGGAAAAACUGGUGGGACUAUGAGCAGGAACACACCACACUACAAAACUUGUUUUCAUGUUUCCCUUUUUCUAAUUGUAUGGAAAAAGUGUGGACUGGGGCUGGAUCUAGACACAUCAAAGAAGCAUUUCAGUUUAAAGUGUUAAUUUAAACAGGGAAAGCAGGUAGAGAAAAAUGGGACUCCACAUUGCCAUCUGGUGGCACAAUGUUAUGUAGCACACACAACGCAUAUACAUCUUUUUCUUUGACACUCUAGCUCAGUCCUAAGUCAGAUUGGUUGAUGGCUGCAAACUUUUUACUUUUGAUGCGUAAGAACAUAAGAAAUGCACUGAUAGUUUAAGCUAAAGAUGCAUAUAGGGUAGCACUCUGUUCUCACAGUAGCCAACUGGAUGCCCAAAUGUAGCCAGAGGUGCAGGUGCUUGGUGCAGAAAUCUGGGACCCUGUUUAUUAGAGCAGCCCCAAAACAUGUCUUCUUCCCUUUCCAAGUGACUUGCCUGGAAAAAGAGAGCUUUCAAUCUCUCGGAAGAAACCUGCAGGCACCUGAAGGGUACUAGAUGAAGAAGAGCACAAACUAAUGACCCAGCCCUGUUCAGAUAGUGUUUUGGAUCAAAUCUUCCAGUUGCUCAACAUUAUCCAAGUAAACAGGAUUCACUGAGAUGCUCUUGCCGUGGGGGCUAUGUGCUGUGCAGUUCCUAUUCUUUUGAAGAUGAGCACUAUCCUGUUAUACCCGAAUAGUUUUCCUCAGACUUAACACCAUAACUUUUCCUGACCUUAAUGGUCAUGCAUGUUCAAGCCUUAGCGAGUUCCUGGCAGUUUUGUUGCCACUCUCCAUAGUAAAGUACUUAAAUGAGAAGUUUUGAAGUAACUAUUCAAUUGGGUGCAAUUCAGACUAGUGAACUGAAGGGGAAAUUGGUAUGAAGACUUCUGAUUCUUCAUCAGAGGAAGGUGGAUUCCCUCACUUCUAGCUCCAGUUACACUUCUAGGUUUGAAUUCACUGCAACAGGUGUGUGCCAUUUUAUUUAUUUUUGGCAUUUUGUGACCGUGUGGUUCUUCCAUUUAUCAGUAAUACAUCUGUUUAAACUCUCUCAAGUUCCAAUUGAUCUCUUUACACCUCUUAUGGACACAUAGUUCCUACUGCCUAGUUAUGUGCCUGGCUAAGCUGCUUUCUGGAGUUCUCUAUUCUGCCCUUAUCUAUUGCCAGCCAGGCCAUUCCCAAAUUUGCUUCACUCUCGGUCUCAAGCAAUCACAUCCUUCUUAUUAAAGGAAUAUUUUUUAUAUUAAUCUUCACUUCUUUGGAUACCUGCUGUGAUAGCCUCUUUCAAUGCAGAGCACAGGUCUGUUUAUCAUAAAUACAAUUAUUCCCACAAGCACUAGUUUAACAAAACUUUUUUCUUUUUCUUUUUUUAAGUCUCGGAAUAAUCUCCCAACACCAGACUUCUUCAGUGCUUGUGUAAAGUCACUCACAUUUCCUCUCUUGGUAUUAAUUUGCUCGCUUUGGGGAAAGGUAGAAUGUGUGGUUCAUCCAUGUAGCACUAUUAACAAAGACUCACCCUCAAAAUAAAACUUGCAGAAAAUAGUGUUAGCUAUUUGAACCAUUGCUCAGAGUAAAUCUGAUGUCUUUAAAAAGUCCUUAAGUGGGCUUUUAUGGUCCCUAAUUUUGGAGGUAACUUAAAAUGACUGUUAUAUCUUCAAGGAAUAUUGUUAGCUUUCCUCUCCCUUUUGUGAUCUCUUGGAUCCCUUUUUCCUUUUUUUGAGGCUUAGCUCCCCCCCCCCUAAUUGCUGUGUUUCAGUUAAUAACUGGAAUGUAUACAUGAGCUUUGCAGCUUCCUGAUAUAUGCAGCAGCGUAGACACAGCUUCACUUAACCCAAGCCGUUUGUUUGAAGAGGUUUUCUGUGCGAUUGCAGCAGCUUGGACCUCAUAAAUGCAAGCAGACCAAGGUUGCUUUCACACAAAUGAGAAUGCCUUGCAUUCAUUUUGGCCUGCAGCAUUCACACAGUGGUGUGCUGUGAAAAACAAGGAAAUAGAUGUGUUUAUAUCAGUUUGUAUUCUGUUGUGGCUUUGUAUGAAGCAACUCAUGCGAAGGAAGCAUUCCAUUUUUGCUUAUUUCCCCUGACCUACUACCCAUUUACAGUCCUUGAAAAGUUGCUCCUGAAGUGGGCAUAGUUUGAAUAAUGGCCCAGAGGUUUGUAGAAGGUUGGACUGGGCAAUAUAUCAUCCAAUACUGGUUUGAAGUCCUCUACUGUGAUAUCAGUUUCAUAAUUUUUGACCUGGCAAUAUAUAGUGAAUCAUAAUGCAUGUGUGUGUGCUCUGCAAAAAUGACAAUGUGGGAACAACUGUGAAGCCAGUCUAUGCCUCUACAUAGCUCCUGUUGGUUUCUAUUUCCCUCACUGAGCAGCAACUGCUGUCAUGAGACAGGUGUUUACAUUCCACAGUCUGUACUGUUGGAGUUUCUCACGGGAAAGGGAGACUGGAUGUGACGUACACUGGUUUCCUGUUUUUCACUCUGUGUUUCUCUCCAAGCUGUCGAGGAGAGAGGAUGCAUUUUCUGCUCUCACGCAGAGGCAAGAUGUCUUUCUGUAAUAUACCAGCUUUGAACUGUAAAUAAAGCAAUAAAGGAGUAUGUAACACGUAUUACUCAUCCUUCCGCUGGCAACCAGACUCUGCUUUAAAUCAACACGUGGUUAUGGACUCCAGGAGUCGAAUCGGAGUGCCGGCAAAGGAUCGGAAUGCAGAGGACGGAUCGGAAAGGAAUCUGCUCUGCGCGUAGAAGUGAUUGAUGAGGUAUGUGCUACUGCUCCGGGCAGCCUGCCAGCUUCAAGUUAAUGGCUUUAUGGCUGGACUUUGAACUUUUAAAGCCGGUUUUGCAAAUAGGCAAAAGGCUCCCAGGCACAAGUCACUAUGCUGGGGAAAUCGAAAGUAACUUUUAAGUGUGCCUUUGUAAUGAGACAGCUGCAGCAGUGACGCAGCAAGAUUUAAAGCAGAAUAUGACGCUGAAGGCUAAUGCCAGAGUCAUGAUGGCCCUUCAGGAUGCUUGUGGGAUUCCUAAGCUCAACAAGAAAAAUUACAGCGACUGGGUUCAGUAUGCAGAGGCAAUUCUGCGGAAAGAGGGUUUGUUUGAGGUGAUUACAGGAACCCCCCCAGUUCCAGUUACAGAUGCAUGGGAAGCUAAGGAUUCCAAAGCAAGGGGAACUCUUACAUUGAUAGUAUCCCCAGAAGAGCUCUGUCUGUUGCGUGAUAAGACCUCAGCCAGAGAAAUUUGGGACGCUCUGAGAGAGGCUCACUUAAGGACAGAAGCUGGAUCUACUAUGUAUUAUUUUAACAAGCUGCACAAUAUGGCUCUUGCUGAAGGUGGAGAUGUGCGUUUACAUUUGAUGGAGAUGCAAAAUCUGAGACAUGAGCUGCAACAGAGAGGACUCAACUUUCCAGAGGCUGUGUAUUCUUUCAUGAUACUACAAUCUUUGGGUUCAGGUUGGGAGUCUGUUGCAACCCAGAUUGCUGUGCAACCAACUGCUCAGCUGACAGUGGACUUUGUUACUGCCGUGAUUUUAAAUGAAGCAGAUCGCCGGGUGCUAGCUGCAUGGGCAAGGGAGAGUCUUCACAGACGUCAUCCCAUAGUGCAGUGGAACCACCAGAUGGCGCCAAAGCUUUGAAGGCAGUGAAAUGCUACUCGAGUGGACGUCUAGGCCAUAUGAAGAGGGAAUGCAGACAUUCCAGGGCCAAGACAGAGCAGCGCAGCGAAAGCUCAUCGCGCGGAAAAGGCCGAGGCAAAGGCAAAGGUCCGGUGUCUAGGACAACGCAGCACAAGGCUAUGGUUUCACGCUUCACUCCAAAGGUUGCAGAGGUCCAGAAGACGUCUAGAUCUUUCUUCGUUGUUGAUUCAGCGGCCACCCACCACAUGUGCAACGAUAAGAAACUGUUUGUGUCUUUUACACCGCAGGAAGGUGCGAUUCACCAGGCGGAUGACCACACUAUUCCCAGUAAAGGCUACGGAACUGUUGUUCUUCACAGUUUGGACUUAUCGAUACAGAAUGUGCUUUACGUGCCAGACACCAAACAUAAUCUGCUCAGCGUUGGACAGCUGAAUGAGCGGAACAUUGACGUUUCCUUCAAGAACAAGAAGUGCAUCAUCACAAAGAAAAAUGAUUAUGUAUUGCAUGCAGAAUAUGUUGAUCAUUUGUUUGUUUUGUAUUAUGAUGAUGUGAUGCAGGAUGACACUUGUUGCAUUGCAGGUUCUAACAAAAGUUUGCAUGCAGAAUGUAUUCACGAUUUUCAUCGAAAAUUUGCUCAUUUGCAUUUUGAGGCAGUAUCUAAAAUGCCUGCCUUGGUUGAAGGUAUGACUAUUAAACCCUGCAGGUACCACAUGAAGUGCAAAGCAUGCGCAGCAAACAAGGUGAAAAUGGCUGCAAAGGUAAGGUGUCUAGUAGGAAAGCUACAGAACCAUACCAGGUUGUUCAUGCUGAUUUGGUUGGACCACUAACGCCCUCUUUGGGUGGAAAUAGAUACUUCAUGGUUCUCAUUGAUGCAUUUUCUAGAUAUAUUUUUGUGUACAAUCUCAAGCAGAAAUCGGAGGCUUUUCCUAGGUUCAAGGAAUUCUGUGCUUGGUUGGAAAAUGUGCAUGGUAAGAAGAUAAAGACUCUUUUCAGUGAUCGCGGGGAAUUCACUUCUCAGCAGUUUGAAGCUUUUCUGACUGAGAAAGGAAUUCAACACGAUUUGUCUAGUCCUCGCUCGCCAUGGCAGAAUGGACUUGCGGAACGGGCAAAUCAGACAUUGCUUCAAGGAUUAAAAACCUUGCUGCAUGAUGCCAAUCUUCCAGAGAGUUAUUGGGCCGAAUCUCUCUCGUGUUUUGUUUACAGUUACAAUCGCAGAUUAUCUUCAGCGAUUGGUUGUACCUCUAUGAGAAGAUGUUUGGCAAGAAGCCAUACAUCAAACACAUGAAGAUUUUUGGUUCUGACAUGUGGGUUCACUCACCACAAAACUCCAAGUUAGACAAGCGUGGAUUGCAUGGUAUCUUUCUAGGUUAUCAGAAAGGGUCUUACAGAAUAAUGAUGACUGACUCUAAGACAAUUAAGCUCACGAGAAGUGUUGAGUACAAUGCAAAGUGGGGGGAGAAUGUGGGAAUUUUCCAAUGUUAUCCUGAUGAUGGUGAUGAGACUGAGGAUAAUCAAAAGCAACCACAACAGCCCACACCCACUGAUGAAGGUUCUGAGUCUGAAUCUGAAACUGAAUCGGGUGAUUCAGAGGAUUUCAAGAGUGCGAAAGCCUCUAUGCGACCCUCUGAAAGCUCUGAUCAAGAAUUGGAGGAACCAUUGUUCACAAUAGGUCGUUUUUCUCCUCAGAAGGAAGAGGAGAGUGUUGAAGACUUAAGGCUAAUUCGUAGGUCACAGAGAGCCACAAAAGGCAAACCUCCAAAGAGAUUUGCUGAUGAGUUUGCUACGAUAGCAGUGACAGCUGUUAAAAGCUCCAAGAAGGUAUUUGAACCUUCAAGUUUCCAAGAAAUCCAGGGUUUGGAUUCAAAGGAAGCUGAGCCAUGGUUAAAUGCCAUGAAGGCUGAGCUUGAUUCCUUAGAAAGGAACAAAACAUGGGAACUAGUUCCAGUAGUUCCAGGAAUGAAACUGCUGGAAGCAAAUGGGUCUUCAAAGCGAAGACAGAUCAAAAUGGCAAGAUAGUCAGACACAAAGCCAGAUUGGUAGCCAGAGGUUUUGCACAGGUACCAGGUGAAGACUAUCACGAGACCUAUUCACCCACAGUGAGAUAUGAAAGCAUUAGGCUUAUGCUUAAGCUAGCUGCAGAGGAAAAUCUACACAUUAGUCACCAUGAUAUUAAUACAGCUUUUCUGUACGGAUCUCUAGAUGAAUCACUUUAUAUGCUUCCACCUGAUGGCGUACAGAUAAAACAGGGAUUUGUUUGUGCUCUGAAGAAAUCCCUUUAUGGUCUCAAACAAAGUGCACGGUGUUGGCACACAAAACUCACUGAAGUAUUGUUUCUCUAGGUUUUCAGCAAGGGAAAGCUGAUCCAUGUGUAUUUGUCAAAGAGGAGGGGCAAAAGAAACUAUACUGUUUGUUUUAUGUUGAUGAUUUAUUAUUCUUUUGGAAAGAUGUUGCAAUGUACAAUAGCGCCCUAGCUCAACUGAAAGAGCACUUUGACAUGAAAGAUCUUGGUGAGGUAAACAACUACCUAUCUCUGGAAAUAGAGAGAGAUCAAGAUGGUAACAUUCUAGUACACCAGUCACAGAAAAUUGCUGAUGUGUUAAGCAAACUAAAUCUGAUGGAUGCUAACCCUGUAGACACACCGAUGACAACAGGUUAUCAGGUAGAUGACACUGAAGAAGCAUUUUCUGACACUACACUGUACAGGAGUGUGCUAGGCAAGCUAAACUUCAUUGCCAGAUGUUCAAGACCAGACAUUGCUGUUAGCUGUAAUUUGCUAAGCAGAUAAGUCAACAAUCCUAGUGUCAAGGAUUGGAAAGCUCUGAAACGCAUAGCGCGGUAUUUGAAAGGCACUAUGCAUUACAGACUGAGAUUUAACAAUCAGAAGUCUGGUGGUCUUGAGAUAUUUGCAGAUGCAAGUUUUGGAAGUGACGCUACAGACAGGAAAAGUACGUCUGGAGUUUGCUACAUGUACAAUCAGAGUCUGUUUGAUUGGUCGUGCAAGAAGCAAACAACAGUUAGCUUAAGUACUUGUGAAGCUGAACUGAAUGCACUGUCUUAUUCACUUAAGGAUUGUGAAUGGUUAGUACAAUUGUGCAAAGAUAUGAAAAUUCCUGUCAAAUGUCCAAUCCAGGUUUACCAGGACAACAAAGCAUGUUUGGCUUUGCUGAAGUCUGAAGGUUGUAAGCAAAGCACAAAGCACUUGCAACUAAAGUUGCAGCAUGCUAGGGAAUGUAUUCAGAAGGGACUCGUAACGGUGUCCUAUAUGCCAGAUGAUGAAAUUCCUGCUGAUGUAUUGUCCAAGAUUGUAUCAAGGGAUCAACACUGUACCUAUGUGCAGAAGUUGGGUUUGUACUGAUACUGUACGAACAUGCUGCCCAGUGAUGUUCACAGAAAGGGGGAGGAUGUUGGUUUCUAUUUCCCUCACUGAGCAGCAACUGCUGUCAUGAGACAGGUGUUUACAUUCCACAGUCUGUACUGUUGGAGUUUCUCACGGGAAAGGGAGACUGGAUGUGACGUACACUGGUUUCCUGUUUUUCACUCUGUGUUUUCUCUCCAAGCUGUUGAGGAGAGAGGAUGCAUUUUUCUGCUCUCACGCAGAGGCAAGAUGUCUUUCUGUAAUAUACCAGCUUUGAACUGUAAAUAAAGCAAUAAAGGAGUAUGUAACACGUAUUACUCAUCCUUCCGCUGGCAACCAGACUCUGCUUUAAAUCAACAGCUCCAUCCUUAUUUCAGACAUUGUAUAUUGUGAAGUUCAGUUGGUGGUAUAGCAUAAUGUUGAAAACCAGAUAUCACCCAGCCCUAGUAGGAGGAUUGGCCAAAAUUGCAUGUCCCACCUUGUCUCACUUAUUAUUAUUUUUUAAUCACAUUUUGAUAUACCCAUAGAUUUUACUUUAUUAGUUUAGUUUGUAAUUGAUGAUGAUUAUGCCUUUAAAGAGUGAGAGUUGUGCAAUAACUUUCAGGGCUAAAAAACCCUUCAGUAGCAAUUCAAUGGUUCCAAAGUGUACCCUCACAGAAGUAAAAACAGGGUUAAAAUGUUUACUUCUGUGAGGGUACACUUUGGAACCAUUGAAUUGCUAGGCAGCAUGAUCUGAAAAGCAGUUGCAAUAGGCUAUUUGGUUUUUAAGUAAUGUUUGCACUAUUGGGGUUGGUGUGAAUAAAAUCAACUUAAACGGCAAUAUUUGGAAUUAUCACAGUAGAAAUAUCAACCUGAUGUCUCCGGAUAAAAACAGUAUUGGAUACUAUGUUUAAAGAUAUAAAUAAUGGGGAUCAAGCACAUUUCUAUCUACUCACCAGGGUUUUCUGAGGUUCACAAGGUGUGUUUUGUACCUUGAUCGUAACAUAGUGAAACAAAUAAUUAUGCUAAUAGAGCAUGCAUUGGGGAGGGGAGAUUUGCUUGAUGAAAUAUUUAUAGAAGUGUUCUCUUUCCUCUAGUAACUGAAGAAUAUCAUUUAUUACUUAGCAGUAACGGUAAAUAUCUAUAUCUGUUUUGUGUUGCAGCGCAAAUUCCACUGUGCUAGUCUGACUUCCUGGCCGUCUUGGUUGUAUUCCUUAUAUGAUGCUGUAAGUAUUAAUAAGGUCUUGCUCUUGGUUUUAUCUCUCAAUCUGGCAUGUUCUUUUUGCCUCCAAGAGAACAAACCUAUGUUUUAAAAUGGCAGCUAACCAGUGAACUGCUACUAUGUAUUAGAUAUCUGACCUUCUGUCAGAUAUUGCCAAGGAAACACAAGUUGCUGUCUCAGCAAGAUCGCUGCCCCCACGGCCUAUACCUAAACAGCAUUGACAGGUUCAACCACCUCUCGACCAGCAUGCAAUCGUCUUGGUCGAGACUAACAAGAGUGGGAACCUCUGGACUGUACAGGUUCUGCAAGGGAUAGAUAUAGUCUGCCAAUACACACUGGAAUCCACCCUGCAAUCAGGAAUGACAAAGUGGCAGGAGCCAGGAGUUUGAUGAAGAAGAAACUGGGUCGUAGGCUAAUUCAGCAGCAGGAUUACAUGGUUUUAUUAUGCCCUACAUCUGCCAUCCAACACACCUUCACCAAGGGGUGCCUGAGACUAUCAACUGAUAAGAUUGAUGAUUGCUAAAUGGAUUGUAUCCAAGGAUGACUCCUUUCCAUGAGUGGAAACCCCAUGGUGAAAUCACUGGAUACCACUCAUAAUGUUUUAAUAUGUCACAAUUCCCUCAACCCUUACAGAGAGCUAAUUGGUUGGCAUACAUAUGUUUAGAACAAGAAAGGUGUACUAUGUGCCCAUCUUGCCCACGGAUAAAACAGUAUGAUUCAGGGGGUCACCAAGCUUUUUGAAGUAGUGGGGACAUUUUGAAUUUUGAAAGAGGGCUGGGGGUGCCAAGCACAAAAUGGCUGCCACAGAGGGGCAUGGCAAUAAUGCAGAAUUAAUGAGACAACCAUGCCUGAAAACCUUUUUGUUACCAUGGGAAUUCAGCCAAGUCCUACUUGUCCUGAUUGUGGAGAAAACACGCAGAGAGAGAGAGAGGGAGAGAGAGAGAUGCUGUUGCUAUCUAACAACAGGAAGCAUUCCUUGGUACCAUAAAAAAUACACAAGGUAGCCGUACAACUCUUAUUCCAUAGAAGCAGGUACCUGCACAUUUUGCCCCAUAACUUUAUUUCUAGGAGGCCUAAAUACUAUUUGGAAAUGAAAGCUCAGCGAUUUGGGCACCACUGUAAGACUUCAGCUGUGCCAUGGCUUAACACCAAGCUGAAAUUCAUACAAGUGUGAAUUAGACAUUGAUACAUGUAUGGAUUUCAGCUUGGUGUUAAGAAGCUGCACCUUUCUUAAUAAAACUUUACUGCAAAAGAUAUAGCUAGAUACACUUUCUCUACGUUAUUCUUCAUUCUUAUUUUUUUAAAAGAAAAAGGAGUUUGUAUGUUUAAAUUAGGUUUUUCUUCCAACACAAGGAAACCUUGAUGGAAAGAGUCAAGCAGCAGCUGCACGAGUGGGAUGAAAAUCUUAAAGAUGAAUCGCUUCCAUCAAAUCCAAUAGGUACUCUUAAUAAAUAACUUUUACUUGAAAAUUUUUCUUGUUUGCUUCUCUAUGCACUUUAACUGAUAGAAGAAAAAGUUGCAUUUGCCUAGCAAAGUAGGCUCUGAUCAAUGAAAGCUCAUGGCCGCAUUAAGACACUACACAUUUUCUAGUUCUCCAUGGUAUAGGGGAUUGGCCAUGAACAGUGUGUAUUCAAGACAAUAAGAUUCAAUUCACAUCCCAGUUUGGCAUUUAAACAACCUGAUUUCAGUUCACAGUGAUUCAGACAUUGCCUAAUUUGGAAAAUUUAAACUUUAUGUUUUCACAUGCAGGAUUUUUUUUUAAAUCUAGCUUUUCUCCGUUUGACAGACUUGGAUAGAGUUUGUGGGCAUAAUAGCCCUUCCUGGAUGGAUAAAGCCGGUCAAACCCUAGGGCUUUAGUUUGUGCUGGGCAGCAUUUUACGCAUGCGCGCACACACACAGCAUUUCAGAAAGCAUUUACUUAUCCUAGCCUAUUGUUUUGUGGGAAAUUUGCCUAAAAAGGGAAUACAACAGAGAGGUAUUCCUAGCUAAGAACCCUGCCAAAUUUUGGAAAGAUGUAUAGUGGGUUAUUGGCAGUAGACACCAUUUUAAAGUUGAUUUUGUGGGGAGAACUUCCCUUCCUGUGGUUUUGUGGGCAGCAAUUUUAUUUUGAAAAUGGCAUGCAUAACAGAGGUGUUCCUAGAAAAGUCACCUGCUAAUUUUCAAAUGGAGAGACUAGGAAGCUAUUAUGAAUAGUGAGGGGAACAGCUUCAAAACCAUUUUCUGCUCAGUUGACACCAACAUAGCAGAAAACCAUAGAAAGUAAGUGCAAAGCUAGUUUGAGAGAUGUGAAUGUGUGGGCAUGUAGCAAAGCAGCAGCAGGCCUUGAAUGUCCAGCAUUGUCCAAGCAGGGACUACUAGGAGGGCUACUAAAAGAGAAUGAAAUAGGCACUAACUGAUUUCUUCCUGAUUAGAGGCUAGACGGUUCCAAAAAACAAAGAAAGAUACCCCUCCCUUCUAUCUCUCCAUCCUGAUAUUUUCCUUAUCUGGCUAGCUUUGGGAGAAAGAUUUCACUUUUGACAAGCACAUUGUUUCCAGUAUUUAUUUUACGAAUCUCAAUGCAUAAAAGGCUUUGGAGAUUCCUGCUUUAUUUCAGAGUGCUUUGGCAAGACCCUAUUUUGGUUCAGAUAAAUUGCAAAUCUUUGGCUCAAGGUUCAGGACUUGUCUGGAUCUAACACACACCCCUGUUCCCUCUGUACCUUUUAGAGUUGUCCGCUUUAAAUAGCACAUAAGUGUGCUUCCUUCCCAACAUUGCAGAUUUUCAGUGUGAAAGCCACAAAAAAUGGCUUAUAUGUGGUCAUUGUCGAGUAAUAGACAAUAUAGAUUUCUACUAUCACAUGUAACCCCAGCAGGCAUCAAACAGAAACUUCCAUUACUAUACAAGUGAGCGGCUCAUAUUUAUAAGAAAAUGGAUUAACUAUGUGGUUUAACAUUGCCUUUGCUCUUUGCCUUGCUUUACAAUUUGCAUAAUGCAGCCUGAGAGAGUUGCAUCAAAAAAGCAAUAUUGUCACCUUUUUGAUUUUUUUCUUUUUAAUGCUAUAUGUAGUGCAUUUUUUAAAGAUCAUAGUCCAUAUGCAUCUGCUAAAAAGCAUGUGGCAGAAAUUGCCACUUCGUUUAUUCCAGUUGAGCUGAUGCCAAAAAAGAUUGCUGGUAGAUUGUGAUUGAUUCCUUGUAAUAGUUAUGCACUGAUUAACUGGAAAUUAUAAUGUGCUGUGUGUCUGAUUGACCUUCUUUUAAAUAUAUGAAAUUGAAUUUCUUCAGAUUUUUCAUACAGAGUUGCUGCUUGUCUGCCCAUUGAUGAUGCACUGCGAAUUCAGCUGCUUAAAAUUGGUAGUGCUGUUCAGCGAUUACGAUGUGAACUAGAUAUAAUGAACAAAGUAAGUGUACUGAACUCUUUACAAGGUCUUGAAAUUGUUCUCUUGCUUACCUGGGAGCAAGUUCCCAGUUAAGACUUUUGAGUAGACACAAGGCUAUCAAUAGCUACUAGAUACGAUGGCUAUAGGCUGCCUGCAGGCUCGGAUACAGCGUGCUCCUGACUAUAGACACUUGGACACAACAAUGGUUGAGUGCUAUUGCACUCAUGCUCUGCUUUUGAACUUCUCAUUGUCAUCUGGUUGGCCGCUUGUGGAAAAUGGGAUGUUGAAUGAUGAUGUCCAGAGGGACAGUCAUGGAUAGGGACAUUGGGCACUCUGCUCCAUCACUGGGUCUAGAGUGUUUCCAGUUUUGCAAGUCUUAGGUCUUUACAGCUUUCAAUAAGGUUGUUGUCAACUUUAUUACAUUUCAUGUGUCGGUCUCUUCAUUGCCGCCACAGAAAAAGAGUUUCAGGAAGCAGUUAUGAAAACUUCUUAAAGGGAAAAUAAGGUUCCAAGUGGUCUCCUUUUUAGGAAAAGUUACUGGAUUAAACCUGCUUUGCUUGCAAUUUAAAGUAUUUAAACAAAAUGUUUUGCGGAUCUUCCGUUCUGUUAGUUAAAAAAUGUUAGUUUCCCCAUUUAUGUUUGCUUUAUUGCUUUUGUAGUGUACGUCUCUCUGCUGUAAGCAUUGUCAAGACACAGAAAUAACUACUAAAAAUGAAAUAUUCAGGUGAGUUUGCAAAGGGCUUACACUGUAGAAAUUGCCUUGAAAUAAAUACCCUCUUAGCUUCUAAACUGCAUUUUAACAAUUAUACAUUUUAUUAUUUUAGCAAGCAAUUUGUAAAGAUUGCAUUUUAGGUGGAGAAUAAUACCAAAACAAAUAUAAACAAAUAUAUAUAUAUUGGACUACAAAUGUUUGGCUCUAAGUGGAUCUCACUGAUACAUGUGAAAAUCACUGAGAGUGCUCAUGUUCUCUUAUAGAAAAUUUUUAUUCUGCUGCUGAGAAAUUUUCACAGAAACAUGUUAAGGCAAUGAACCAAUUAUGUGGUUGUUGACCAGAUUGUUGAAGCAGGUAACAAAAUGUUUUGGGGCAGAGUGUUUCUUGAAAUGCCAUCCCUUGACCUCAGAUAGUCUUGGCUGGUCUCCCCCUUACUAUCUAGCUAUCUAUCUUUCUAUGUAUUUUUAUACUAUUAUUAUUAUACCUAUAUACUACUGUAUCAUAAGAAUAUAUUACAGCUGUUUACAAUAUAAAAACAUAAAACCAAAUAACAACAUAAUAAAAAGGUAACAAAUUAAAACAAAAAACAUUAAAAAGAUAGACCAAUUUAUUUAUUAAAAUUUUUUAUAGCAUUCACCUACAAUUCCAUGUUUCUAUGAUCUCCCCCAUGAUGAAUAUUAAUGUUAUUUCAAAACAGUAAUAUUCCCCAUGUCUAAUUUCUCACCAGCCACCAGUAUCUUGAGUGUUCGAAGUUGACUUUUAAAAAUUUGUUUCUUGCAGUUUAUCUCUUGGUGGGCCUAUGGCUGCAUAUGUGAAUCCUCAUGGAUUUGUGCACGAGACACUUACUGUGUACAAAGCUUGCAACUUGAAUCUGACUGGCAGAUCUUCCACAGAGCACAGCUGGUUUCCUGGGUAAUAAAAUGCCUCUCAUUAAUGCUAGUAGGUUUGGGUAUUAAUAUGCCGUUUGAAUGCUUUUGCUUUUUACUGUAUUGGUGUAUACCUCAUACAUAGCGUAUACCCUAAGAACUAGUAAAAUAAGAGUACCUGGGAGGUGCCAAAAAAACCAAGCCCCCAGAAUAUUGAGCGUUGGGCAGACUGGUAAGACACCUUAUUCAGAUGUGCAAUAUAUUUCUUCCUUAUCCAUCACAAAGCUCCUUGUGGCUCAAGCAUUUCUUUUAAUUUGUACUCACCAUUCCUGCAUGCAGAUAAUGAUUUUUUUUAACAACUUCAGGGCAUAGAAAACAGAUAUUCCUGCUUCUGUUCUGGUUCAAAUGCAAACUGGAUUAUUGCUUGUUUGGAAAUACUCUCAUAAGCAUUACCCGUCAGGGAAAGGUUUCUAGCCUAAACAUCUGAAUAACCUCUAAGCAAAUUUGUUAACUCAUAUUCUAGAAGCCACCCCUAUAAUUUUAGUUCAUGCCCUUAAAUUGGUUGGAUUCUGCCUGGAACAUGUGCAAAUGAUUCCUCUAUCUGAAGUACUAUACAGUUGUACCUUGGUUUUUGAACAGCUUACUUCUCGAAUGUUUCGGCCUCCGAACGCUGCAAACCCGGAAGUGACUGUACUGGUUUGUGAAUUUAUUUUUGGAAGCCAAAUGUCUGGUGGGGCUUCCGCAGUUUCCAAUUAGCUGCAGGCUGCAUUCAGAAAGCGUGCUUUGGUUUUCGAACGUUUUGGAAGUCGGACGGACUUCCAGAACGGAUUCCGUUGGACUUCCAAGGUACGACUGUGGUGGCUUUGCUACUCUGAGCUCCAAGUGACAGUAAGGGCUAUUGCAAGUAGUGAUUUAUGAGAUAUAUCCUGCUCAAAAAGGCUAAUACGAUGCUGUCCACUCCUAGGUAUGCAUGGACUAUAGCAGAGUGCAGAAUCUGCGGAAGCCACAUAGGCUGGAAGUUUACUUCAACAAAGAAGGAUAUGUCACCUCAAAAGUUCUGGGGAUUGACCCGUUCUGCCCUGCUGCCAAGGAUUCCAGAAACAGAGGAUGAAUCCGGUAAAAGAUCACUGUUGCUUUGCCUGUGAUCAGAUAACCUUACCUUGGAUGAAUUAGCAGUCAGUGUCUUCUUUAAAAAAAAAAAUCUGCAAAGUGCUGCAUCUUAUGUCUGAUUAUCUAAAAGGACCUGUUCACCUGAGCUUUGUGCAGAUAAAAGUACUGUUGCUUCCAAAGGCCCUGGUUUAGACUUCUGAAGGAAGAAGUACCAAACGUGCGACGGAGAUGAGAAAAAAAGCAGUUCCCUCCCCCCCCCCCAAUUCUUUCAUAAACACUGAAACAGAAAGCUCAGACUUAGAUUUGCCCUUUAAUAGUGCAAGAAGACUCAUACUAUCGGUGGGAAGAUAAAACUGUGGAGGAUGAAUGA